UUUAUGUGCAGACCCCCUUUUUGAUUCUUGAUUCUUGAAAGGUCCUGCAGACUAAAUCUUUAUGAAUAGGAAAGUGUAAUGCCUUAGGCCAACUCAUGAACUUGUCAUGUUUGCUUUUUUUUUUUUCAUUUGGACUUAGAAAUUUUCCCCCUUUUUUUUAAUUUUUCCUUUGCCUUUUUCUCCUUUGCAGCAUUUCUCUGCUUCCUUUAAAUAAUGAAUAUGGCAGAUUCUCCAAUCAUCUCCUCCACUCUGUAGGAAACACACAUAAUUGCACCCAACAACCAAAUCCUUUUCACUAUAUAGACUCCUCUUAUCUCACUUCAAAAAAAUAUAUUCAUCACCUUUUUUUUCCUUCUAAAACUUCAACAAAAAGAAAAAGAAAAAAUCUUCAUGAUGAGUCAUUCUUCAUCUACAACUUCUGUUAAUGGAUUCUACAACUUCUUAACUAGAGGACUUGACAAUCUUGAUCACUUAUUCCUAUCUCAAAACUUCAUGUCUUUUCAUUUUCUUCAACAUGUUUUGUCAUCUUUAAGGUCUUUUCAUUCCCAAUUAACAUUACUAGUUCAAAAGUUACAUUUGCCUGUUGGAGAAAAAUGGCUUGAUGAGUAUAUGGAUGAAAGUUCAAGGCUUUGGGAAGCUUGCCAUGUUCUUAAAUCAGCAAUCACAAGCAUGGAGAAUUAUUACACUGCUGGUGCUAAUUUUGCUUCUUCUCUUGAUGAUCACCACAUUUUAAAUCCCCUGCUUUCCCGCCAGGUGAUUCGAGCGAUUAAUCGGUGUCAGAGGGAAAUAGUAGGACUUGAAGAAGAGAACAAGAGCUUAAUGGAAACAAGAAUGCAAGAUUUAUCAUUGAAUUUCGACGAAAAUGUUCUGAUAGGAUCAAAAUUCAAUGGAUUUAGUGGGUUCAGAGGAGUGCUUUAUGCAAUGAAGAAUGUCAGUUCAUUGCUUUUGGUUAUUUUAGUAAGUGGACUUGUAUAUUGUUGGCCACAAACAAGUUUUUACCAAAGUGGUAGUAAUGAAGGGAACAUGGUUUUUGGUUCAUCUUUUAUGGUUUCCACUUCAAGAUUGUAUCAAAGAGUUGCAGCAGAGGUGAAUCAGGCUGAAGGACAACUCCCAGGGAUACUACUUUUCGAGUAUCGAAGAGCAAGAGUAGCCAUGGCUGAGCUGAAAAUUGAAGUAGAAAGAGCAAAAGAAUGUGGAGUAGUAUUGUCACAAGUUGACAUCCAUGAUAAGAUUGAAAAUUUGAAAGAUUGCUUUGGAAUGUUGAAAUGUGGGGCAGAAAGCAUCAUUGGACAACUUGAUGACUUCUUUGAUGAAAUAGUUGAAGGAAGAAAGAAACUUUUGGACUUGUGCACUCAUAGGUAAUUUUUAAAGGACACACAAGGGGGGGAAAAAAUAUGUGCCUUCAUUAGGAGAUGGUAGAAAUGUAACAAUAACUUUAGUGGGGUAGUUUUUAUUACAUCUUUAAAAAUGUCAUUUUUCCUAUUUUGCAGCUAAAGUUUAGUCUUGAAAAACUUUAGGAGGAAGUUUUCUCUGUCAAGUAAUGCAUGAAUAUUAUUAUCCUCAAGGGAAAAAAAAAACAGAAUGUGAUUCUUCCUUUGAAUAAAAGUAAAACAUUAUAAACAA
Messenger RNA from Solanum lycopersicum (tomato), 1623 nucleotides. RefSeq lists its product as uncharacterized. The record is from RefSeq and is a predicted model, not a curated record. Lineage: Eukaryota; Viridiplantae; Streptophyta; Magnoliopsida; Solanales; Solanaceae.